AUGACAUUUAUAAUCGUACACAAGAUGAAAAAAACAUCAGUAAUAUUGAAUACGAAAAGAGUAAAACCAUCCGAAGCUUACGAACUCGGACCAAGUAAGUUAAUAAAAAUGGUUAGGUUACAUUUAAUGCUAUUUAUAUCUAUAAGUGUCAUAACUUUGUCUUAUGCCGUUGGUAAAAAAACGUCCCUGAGGUACAUACGACUCAUAAUAAAAAACUCAGUUUCUAAACUGUUCAGAGCAUUUUUCAAAGGCAGAGCAAUGAGUUCAAUUCGCUUGCAUAACAAUAACAAAUUAGCUUGUAAACUACAACCGUUAAGGAAUUAG
Molecule: messenger RNA, 324 nt
Organism: Vavraia culicis subsp. floridensis
Lineage: Eukaryota; Fungi; Microsporidia; Pleistophoridae
Exons: 1
Coding region: 1-324 (107 amino acids)
Source: RefSeq, a predicted model, not a curated record